CUUGUCCACUUUGAGCUUCCGAGAGAGAUAUUAUUGACACAUCAUAUCAUCUAAACACAGUCAGUGGUAAAGUUACGUUCGCCCCUUUGGCAGCAGACAUAGUUAUGUCUUCCAGAGCCAGAAAGCGCGAAUUAGACGCUGAGAGUGAUUCUAUCGACGACCACCAGUCAUCAAAAAGGACGAGGGGCAAUGUCUCGAAGGGAAACCCAGACCCUAAUCAUACCGAUUCACUCGCUGGCCAGGGAAAGCUUGACUCGAAUGGAGACCUUUACUGGGAAAUCUCCAAAGCACGCCGUCUGACCAUCUCAUCUUUCCGUGGGAAGACCCUGGUCAGUAUAAGGGAAUACUACGAGAAGGAUGGCCACGAGCUCCCUGGGAAGAAGGGAAUCUCUUUACCAAUUGAUCAGUUUUCCUCUCUUGUGAGAUUAUUACCUCAUAUUGAAAACACUCUUCAGAAUAAAGGCGAAUCAAUCCCCCGACCACAGUAUGAUAGCGAUAGUAAAUUGACCAGUGAGAACAAAGAGGUCGGUGAUGACUCUGAUGAUUAUUCGGAUGACAAGGAUACGCGCCGGAAUAUCGAGGCGACGAGUGAGGACGAUAGCGAUGAGUAGGCAUACCCGCCAAAGGGGCUAGAAUCGUCAUGAGGCAGAGGGUAUGGGUUUAUCAACAAAGCUAUUAUUGCUUAUCUAUCCCUGGGCUUGACUGACGCCGAAUUAUGAUGAGUGGACCUGUUGGAUUCGUUAUCAGUAGGUAUGCAAGUCGUCGAAUAUGCUAUGGAUCCUUCCUCCAAACCACGAGAGUACGUAUACAAAGUUUUGAAAUCGCGCACUCUAGCUUUCAUGAACACCAUAUCCAGCUAGUCCUUUUGAGUCCCAGUUGAAUUAUACUAGAUGUCCU
Aspergillus eucalypticola CBS 122712 is the source of this 897-nucleotide messenger RNA. RefSeq names its product transcriptional coactivator p15/PC4 family protein. The transcript is spliced from 2 exons. Gene Ontology annotation, biological process: positive regulation of transcription initiation by RNA polymerase II. The coding region runs from base 105 to 611 and encodes 168 amino acids. Lineage: Eukaryota; Fungi; Ascomycota; Eurotiomycetes; Eurotiales; Aspergillaceae. The record is from RefSeq and is a predicted model, not a curated record. Gene Ontology annotation, molecular function: transcription coactivator activity; DNA binding.